CUGACUCAUUCGUUGAGAUUUGGAAAGCAACCUCUGAUGCUGGAGCAUUUUGUGAAACUAUUCUCAGACCGUGAGUGGGAGUAGGAUGGGACAAGGAACUGCAGUCUAACCUUGCACUGUCUGGGAACACUGACCUGCCUUCCACUACACAGGGAGAUUGAUCUGUCUUAAACUGGACAGAGGGACUGACCUGUAUAUAGUGGGCAGUGAUAUUUACCGGUCUUCCACUGGACAGGGAGACUGACUGACCAGGAGCACCUUGAAACAUGGACUGCAGUCUUCGACGCUAAUGCUCUGCAAUUUCGUGAGGAAAUUUCAAUGCAAUGGCGCAAACUCUCGAGAGUUUCAUCGACUCGCUCGAUCCCUUGACUCUUCCGAGGAUACUACAGAUCCAGUCUGGGAUUUACUUUCAAGGUUCUGUAUAUGAAAUGCAUGGACAUGAGUGUUGCCUGGCUACUGGAGAAGUAAUUAAAGUCAUUGGUUUCAAAAUCGCAAAAAUUAAUGUAGAAAGUUGUGAUGGUACUGAAAGCAAUGAUUUCACAAAUACCGUGGAGUUACCACUGGACUACCCAGGUUUCUUCAAGGUUCUUGCUGACCCAUGCCCCUAUGGUUGUAUUGGUGAUAUUACAAAGUCAGUACGAAUUGGGCAUAACCGUUUGGGCCACCCUCACUUUUGCAGCAAUGUGGAUAUUCAGGUGGAUGACAUCUUAAUAAGCGAACACGAACAUAUAGUGAUAAACUCUCUGGCCGAAGUGGAUGGAGAGCAGUAUGUGAUUUGUACUGUUAACAGAGGAGAUAAAAAUGAGACAGUAAGGCUUCCAUUGUCAUAUGAAGGAACAUUUUACGAAUGCGAAGAUGACCAGUUUUAUACACUGAAGGAGAUUAUAGAAUGGAAGUUGCCUAAACACCGGAGGCGAGUUGUGAAGCUAGCAAAAACAUUAAUUGCUUGGGAACCAAAUCCUUAUAAUGAGUAUCUUCAAAAUGACCUGAGCCUGGUGCCUGUGUAUGAAAUACAAGCAGUGAUGAAAUUCCGAAAGGAAAUUGUACACAUACCAUCUAACCUUGAUGUAGAGGUUGUAGAUGUGACAGAACUUUAUGAUGUUAACUCCUUUGUACAGCCUCUGUCAUUAAUUGACGUUUUUAAAAGACCAGAUGAAGACUUCCCCAUGUUGGCUGAAAUAAUUGAGUGCCCUGACCACCAGCACAUUUACAAUUCCCUGAAAGCAGGAAGAGUAAUAGUUAUUCACGAGAAACACUUUGCCAAGAAAGCGAUUGCAUCUGAGAACAGGAGCGAUUUGAAUAAAAAGCACUUUUUAAUUCCUAAAACCUACAAAGGACGAUUCAAAAGAAGACCGAGAGAGUUCCCUACAGUGUAUGAUCUGAAGCUUGCUAUAAACAGCAAUGACCACUUGCAUGUUAUUGCAACAAAGAUGUUUGAAUCUGAUUAUGCAGAGUUUUCACCUGUGGAAGUGGGUGACCAAUUUCUCGUUUAUCAAUGCCAGAGCAUUGAAGUCAGCUGUGAAGGAGAUAAACGGAUAGUUGAAGCACUGGCUUGUGAAAAAAUUGUGGGAAAAGACUAUGAACAAGUCCUUCUUCCUACAUACAUGGAAGGAAGCUUUGUUGAAGUCAUCCAUGAUAAAAAGCAAUACAAUAUUUCUGACAUUUGCGAACAUUUUAGCCUUCCCUUUAAUGUUAAAGUAUCCGUAAGAGAUUUGUCAAUCAAUGACAAUUUGGCAGCCUUGCCUUCAUUACGAAUUGAGGAAGAAAUUGUGGAUCCAUGCUUACUGGUGAGCAUGCUGGACAAUCCAUCAGAAUGUUUCAAAAUUCCAGUUCACAGAGUAAAUCUGUCUGUACAAGUGUUACAGGAGCCAGCAGUAAAUGUUCCAUGUUCUACUCCGAAAACCAUUGUCGAAGAGAUCAGCGAAGACUUGUAUUACAUGAUGCGGAGAUAUGAAAAUUCCACAUUGCAUCCUCCUCCCCGUCCUCCAAAGAAACCUCAGUCACCUAUAUCAUCAACAAAAACAUUGAGGCUGUAUCCACCUCAACCUCGAAAACUGAACCCCCAUAAGUCUCCAAAGCAUUCACCAAUGGAAAUGCCAAGAAGCAAAGCUAAAUCUCAGAAGUACAUCCCUAACAUUACUGCAAAGCCAGAAAAUAUUCUUCAAAGUGUAACAAUUACAGACCACUUGAAAGAAAGAACAGACUACGUUUCACCAGAAGCAGACACGGUAUUGCUGAAAGCCAAAAGCCUUCCUUUAGAUCUUGAAAAAAUGGAUUUGUCUGACAAACAUGACUAUGAAUAUAUUGAUGACAAUAAAGUCGAAGACUUAAGGAAGCAAUUGAACGAAAAUGACCAUCAAAACAGGAAAAACUGCAAGAAGAAGAGAGACAGCCAUUAAGGAGAAUGAACAUGAAAAAUGUCUUCAAGAACUCAAGCAGGCAUCUGGUUGUGAAAAAAGCAGUCUUCUGGCUAAAGUUUUACAUUAUUUUUUCCCUCCAGAACCCAAAUUUGUAAAGUUUGAUUAAAUUUCUGUUGAACUUAGAA
Molecule: messenger RNA, 2545 nt
Organism: Rhincodon typus (whale shark)
Lineage: Eukaryota; Metazoa; Chordata; Chondrichthyes; Orectolobiformes; Rhincodontidae
Gene: themis
Product: thymocyte selection associated
Exons: 7
Coding region: 324-2399 (691 amino acids)
Biological process (GO): T cell receptor signaling pathway
Source: RefSeq, a predicted model, not a curated record